This is a messenger RNA of Glycine soja, 774 nucleotides long. RefSeq names its product AAA-ATPase At3g28540-like. NCBI's taxonomy places the organism in Eukaryota, Viridiplantae, Streptophyta, Magnoliopsida, Fabales, Fabaceae. The record is from RefSeq and is a predicted model, not a curated record. The transcript has 3 exons. The coding region runs from base 1 to 774 and encodes 257 amino acids.
AUGGAUAGCAUUAUAUUUGUGUACGUCACGUAUGAGCAAUUCCUCCCGUACAGUGUUCGUAACUAUAUCAUAAAGUACGUACGCAAGUUAACAAGCCAUGUGCACUCUUACAUCCAUGUAUCCUUCCCUGAAUUCACAGGGGAACAAGUCCUCGAGAGAAAGAGAAGCCAAGCCUACAUUGCCAUCCGAACCCACCUCAGUGUAAACUCAGCCCAAAGAGCCGGCAGGCUCAAAGCCGAAGUGGUGACGGAUAGCCAAACCCUAGUAGUCCUCGGCAUUGACGACAAUGAAGAAAACACGUUCCAAGGACUUACAGUGUGGUGGAGUGCAAAUCAUAAAUCCUCGAAUCCCUCCAAAGAGAAUAGGUUCUUAAAACUGACCUUCCACAAGCGUUAUUGGCGCUUACAUCCAACAUGUCUUCAAAGAAGGCAGGGCCAUUGCGUUUCAGGACAGGACGCCAAAGCUGUACACCGACAACUCCAGCUGUGGUUGGACUCUGAGACUUGCUUGAAGAGUCUGAUUGAGUCCAUUGAGGAGACCAAGAAGAAGCUGCUGACACAAGAUGAAGUAAAAAAGGCCAAUAAGGAUGAGAAAGCACACUUGAAGGAAGAACGAGAAAAGGAACCCAAUAAGUUGAAUUGGCAGUUUUGGUAUUGGCCAAGUUCUGAGAUCAUAUAUGCUACUAUCGAAUUUGGAGAUGCAGUUGCAGGUCUAUUUGUUAAUCCAAUAUUAUCUGAAAGAUACUUGGUCAAACCGAGUACAUACCUCGGCUAG